Siniperca chuatsi (mandarin fish) is the source of this 1216-nucleotide messenger RNA. It is a transcript of the gene chmp5a, whose product is annotated as charged multivesicular body protein 5a. The record is from RefSeq and is a predicted model, not a curated record. Gene Ontology annotation, cellular component: multivesicular body. The transcript has 8 exons. Lineage: Eukaryota; Metazoa; Chordata; Actinopteri; Centrarchiformes; Sinipercidae. The coding region runs from base 132 to 794 and encodes 220 amino acids. Gene Ontology annotation, biological process: late endosome to vacuole transport via multivesicular body sorting pathway; vesicle budding from membrane.
AGCCAAUGGGAACCCUUUGCGUCCGAACCGUUGCUUCCGGGUGUCUUCAAUGAAGAAAUCCUUCUGCAUUUGAUUCUUUUUGUAUUUUUUAAGGAAAGCUAAAAGCUACGUGGCCAUAAAACGUUUAGAAAAUGAACAGGAUAUUCGGACGCGGAAAGCCGAAAACGCCUCCUCCGAAUCUGUCGGACUGUAUCGGCAAUGUGGAUGCGAGGUCAGAGUCCAUAGAAAAGAAGAUUGGUAGACUAGAUGCUGAACUCGUGAAGUACAAGGAUCAGAUGAAAAAGAUGAGAGAUGGGCCCUCGAAGAACAUGGUGAAACAGAAGGCGAUGAGAGUCCUGAAGCAGAAGAGGAUGUAUGAAGGUCAAAGAGAGCAGCUGGCUCAGCAGUCUUUUAACAUGGAGCAGGCAAACUACACAAUCCAGACAUUGAAGGACACCAAAACAACAGUGGAGGCCAUGAAGAUUGGUGCAAAGGAAAUGAAAAGGGCUUACAAGGACGUCAAACUUGAUCAGAUUGAUGAUUUACAGGACCAACUGGAGGACAUGAUGGAGGACGCCAGCGAGGUACAAGAGGCCCUGAGCCGCAGCUACGGCACUCCAGAGAUAGAUGAGGAUGAUCUUGAAGCAGAGCUGGACGCACUGGGUGAUGAGCUGCUGCUGGAUGAUGACAGCUCCUACCUGGAUGAGGCCUCGGCUGCCCCGUCUAUCCCUGAGGGAAUCCCCAGUGACAGCAAGACAAACAAGGAUGGUGUUUUGGUGGAUGAGUUUGGCCUGCCACAGAUUCCUGCCACAUAAACAAGGAAUGGAUUAAAGCAACUGCACUUCAACUGAAAACACUUUUAUAUGUAGAGUAACAUUUAUACAUGCAAAACCAUUUGACCUGAGAACACUACAAUAUUUUGAAGCUGUCCUGGUGUUGGGUUGUGUAUUGUUACCACUACCGUGCUAGCAUGUGGCCUUGUAACAUACUGAACCUUUUUUAAACACACUAUUCCCCUUUUGUCCUCUUGUCUAAUAUUUGUCAGUUCCGUUCAUCACCAGUAUUACCUAGUAAUAAUUUAUUUUUAUUUCUUUAAUUUUUAUUCUAGUUUUGUGUGUUGUUUAGUCAUUACCAUUUUGUUUUGAGUUCUCACAAGUGGAGAUGAUUCCCACUGAGCCUGUUCAAAUGUCUGCAGGUUAUUUGAAACAUGCAAAAUAAAUAAUGUGUUUUAAUUUAA